GAAGUAAUAUAACAGCCCAAUGCUUUCAAUAAGGAAGGACUUCUUUCAGUUCUUCGUUUUGCACAUGAUCUGAUGUUAAUGUGAUUACAUUUGAAGUGCAGAUUAGCAAAAGAGGUAAAAGUAUUUGUUCGGACUGAAAGGCUCCAAUAAUGAAGAUCUGCAGCUCAGACUGGAAGCUCUCUGCUCUCGUUGUAAUCCUGACGAUCAACAGCUUCUGUGCUUUUUCACAAAGUAAAAUUCCCCAUGAGAUUUGCUAUGUUGUGGGCUGCUUCUACAAUGGGACAACUCAAGUUCAGUACGAGUUUGACGCUGAGGAGAUUUUGUACAUGGAUUUUGACAGAGAAGAGCUUGUUUACACUGUGCCCAGAUUUAUGACGGAUGACCCGAGUAAACUAUUUGAGAAUAUAAACGUAUUUAUAAAUGCAGAGAAAAACAAGAAUGCGUGUCUAGCAGUUAACAAUGUCCUCAAAUCUGAGGAGAGAAAUCCACCGGAGGAAACAGACGCCCCUGAGAGCAUCCUCUACCCUUCAGAAGAAGUUAUGUUGGGAGUUGAAAACACCCUCAUCUGCUUUGUGAAUCAUUUCUACCCACCUCACAUCUACGUCAACUGGACCAGAAAUGAUCGUCCGGUGUCGGAGGGGGUGUCACUCAGUCGAUAUUAUCCCAAUAAUGAUCAAACCUUCCACCAGUUCUCUACCCUGACAUUCACACCGAUGGAGGGGGACAUUUACAGCUGCACCGUGGAGCACAUGGCCCUGGACAGGCCUUUAACAAGGAUCUGGGAAGCUGAGUUUAGUCAUCGCAGUCUUGGACCAGAUGUUUACUGUGGAGUGGGCCUGACUCUGGGCUUGUUGGGAGUCGCAGCAGGAACAUUUUUAAUGGUUAAGGGUCACCAUAGACAGUAAUUUCUCUGUUAUAGAGAGGUUAUACACAUGAAAUUGAUGAUGAUGCAUAUGAAUUUUACACAGACAAUCAUUUUGGAGUGCACCAUUUAUCGUCUUCUAAACCGUGAUUUGGCUUUGAGAGAGGUAUGAAUAUCAGGCCUUCUUGAAAAAUGAAUUAAAUAAAUGGGUGUACACUGUUCAAACAUAUUUCCUCGCCACACACAAAGAAUAAAUACAGUUCAUGUGCUGUGUAUCAUUUACAUGCGGACACGACUUACAGUAAUACACUGUAAUUUAUAUUUUACUUUGAAGAGAGACAAUGCAACUUCUGAGGGAAGAAAUAACACUUCCUCUUUAAAAACAAUGCUGAAUUCAUAAGCAAUAAAACACACCCGACUCAACUAAGUACACUCAGGGAUUUUGCUGCUAGUUUCACUUGGUCUGGUUUGACUACUAGCUUUUGGUGGCCGAUACUAGCUAACAGCACACUUUAAAUAGAUAUUGUAUGACUGACAUUACUGAAUGUCAAAAAGAGUCUUGGCUUUACACAGUAAAUGCAAAAGGGCCUUAUGGUCUGAAUGAAGCUUUUUAUUUCAUUUCUUUAUUAUUCAUUUAUUGGCGCUUUUGUUUGCCUUCUAUGUUAUUACUGUAGAGUGUUGUUUAUUCAAACAUUGCCAUGUAACAUGCUGU
Messenger RNA from Sebastes umbrosus (honeycomb rockfish), 1574 nucleotides. RefSeq names its product H-2 class II histocompatibility antigen, A-U alpha chain-like. Gene Ontology annotation, biological process: immune response; antigen processing and presentation of exogenous peptide antigen via MHC class II; positive regulation of T cell activation. Gene Ontology annotation, cellular component: membrane; MHC class II protein complex. The record is from RefSeq and is a predicted model, not a curated record. The transcript is spliced from 4 exons. NCBI's taxonomy places the organism in Eukaryota, Metazoa, Chordata, Actinopteri, Perciformes, Sebastidae. The coding region runs from base 150 to 905 and encodes 251 amino acids. Gene Ontology annotation, molecular function: MHC class II protein complex binding.